Alosa sapidissima (American shad) is the source of this 2589-nucleotide messenger RNA. RefSeq names its product family with sequence similarity 167 member Ab (gene fam167ab). Lineage: Eukaryota; Metazoa; Chordata; Actinopteri; Clupeiformes; Clupeidae. Bases 548 to 1216 code for a protein of 222 amino acids. The transcript has 3 exons. The record is from RefSeq and is a predicted model, not a curated record.
UAAGGACGCGCGCAGUUUUCACGAGGAUUCGUAAACUGUCUCCAGGCAACCAAAACCUGACGAAACUCAUGUCGCCCCUCCUCUAAUGAUGAUAGGGCCAUACAUAGUCUACGUGAUGUCUAUAGACCUGUGAUGAAGUAAAAGAUCUUAUUGAAAUGCGUCGCUCUAGUCACAUGAACUUUUGGGAGAGCAAUUAAGUACCCAACAUUUUGUUGACUGUGUGCGCAUCAAGAUUGUACCAGGUUCAACUCAGGUUGACCUAUUCACAAACGGACAUACUUUGAUUUUGUAAAAAGGCACACGCGCUCCAUUCCGUGAUCCAGAGGAGGAACAAAACGUGACCUGACCUCACCUUGUUUUCAACCGCCUGAUUGUAUUGGCCAUAAAGGGAUGGCAGCAGGCUGUGAAUACCUGCUCUUGCAUGUAGCCUAGACAUCAGCCUGGUGGCAAGAUGAGACUCGCCUGACUGGAGUUCCCCAAUCUUCCCCAGACUGCACACUCCCUUUUUUACUAUUCUGUCUCUUCUUCUCUCUCCUCUGACCAAACUAUGGACCCGGAGACACCUCCGUUGCCGAUGAUCCAAGUGGAGGAUGUGGACGGGCCGGAUUGUCUGGACGACUUGGACCCCUCCUCCUCGGACGACCACCUGCGGACGCUGAAGGCCCUGACUCAAAAGCUGAGGCUGGAGACGCGUCGGGCAUCUUAUCAGGAGUGGAGGGACCAAGUGGAGGCCCAGAGCGCCAACAGAGGGCUCACAGGGGUCACGGACGCGGGGGCAAAGACACGCCCGGGGCAGAGCGGCAGCAGCCGCAGCAGGGUUUCUACAGAGGACGGCCAGGGGGGAAGUGGUGCUCUGGGUGAGGACGACACAGGAGACACCAUUCCGGCCUCACGGAACCUGAAGGGGUUUGGGAAUAUUGACGAGGCACUCGAUUGGUUGCGGAAAGAACUGAAAGACAUGCGUCUGCAGGACCAGCAGCUGGCGCGGCAGCUCAUGCGUCUCCGCGGCGAUAUCAACAAGCUGAAGAUCGAGCAGACGUGCCACCUGCACCGCCGCAUGCUCAACGACGCCACCUACGGGCUGGAGGAACGAGACGAGCUGUCCGACCUGCUGUGCGACGGCCCCGUCACGCCAGGCUUUGGCCUCUCCGCGCCCCUGCGCCUCAUCGGCGUCACCAAGAUGAACAUCAACUCACGCCGCUUCUCGCUCUGCUAGCAGCAGGCUAAAACAGGGGUCCUUUGGCCUACUCCAGAGGGCUCCUCAACACGACAACAACAACAACCAUAUAGCAUUCAUAAAGUGCUUUAUCAAGGCGGCCAAAAUGCUUUACAGUGAAGGUCGAACCUCACAAAACACCACCAUUGUGUAGCACCCAUCUCAACACAACACUCACAAUCUUCUAUCACUGACAAUUCCUCCAUCUAUACCGGGUCUUAUCAAACCUCGUUUGAAGACUGUAUAGUCUACAAUCUUCUGUCUAUACCUGGCACAAGCACAUUUGGUGUGAAGACUGUUCACAUUCUUCUAUCUAUACCUGGUUCAAGUUUUUGAAGACUGUGACACAAAAACUGUCUUCAGUUGGGUCAACUGGCAUGUCUUGGCAUCCUUCCUUCUCUGUUUACCUUAUUAUUCUCAUCAGUGGCAAUCCAGGUGAGCUAAACACAUGAUUUAGCUCAUGGACCAUUUUUAUUGCACUGCUUUCAACCAAGGGUGCUUGUAGAAAGCGUAGCUGGAGUUGGGCUGGUUGGAUUGAAAAACGCCUGGAAAAGAAAUGUGAAUUGGACAGAGACACGACAGCAUUCGCAUACAGAAAGCCUUAGAUCUCCUCCUUAUUUGCAUGCAAGACAAGAGUUGAGUCUGAGUUGCAUGUGCGUUUUCAAAUUCUCCUGCUUCAGAUCUGCAGGCUAGAAGUCCAUUUUGCUGUAGGUCAUUUAGACCCUCGUCUGGGUGUCCUGUUUCUCCCCACUCUCAAGUAGAAACAGCUGACCGUAGGAAACAGAUCAGGCCCUGAUCAGCGAGCGAUCCACUGGAUCACCGUGAUCAAGGAUCCAAUGGAUCAAACGGACGCUGAAAUAGACUGAGCCGAGCACUGUGUCCCCUGCCAUCUUUGCUGAGUGUCAUACUGGCCCUCUCACAGACAGUAGCUAGGCACCCUCCCACUUCCCGCUCUUUCUUUCUUUCUUUCUUUCUUUCUUUCUUUCUCUCUCUCUCUCUCUCUCUCUCUCUCGCUUUCUCUGUCUAGAUAGUACAAACUUGUGGCUAGGGGAUCUUCAUGGAUGAUUGCUUCAUUAGCAGUGGCCCCUUGUGUAAAGCCCAGUUUGUGUAGCUUGUUUGCCUCUCAUGGGUCUGCCUUUGACUUUCUGCUGACUAAAGCCUUAAUGGUACAUAGAGAGAACCUCUCCAAUGGAGGCACACUUUUUAAAUGCACAUUCCAAAAGGAUGAAAUGCACAUGUGUUGUUUUGUUUUGUUUGUCUACAAUUACUUUCAUUAAUAUAAAGUAACUUUAUUUUUGUUUAUUUUUAUGCUGUAUCCUCUGCUAUUCUGUACAACAAUAAUAAUAAUAAUAAAAAAAAAACUUCUUAAGAAA